Messenger RNA from Lecanosticta acicola, 1304 nucleotides. The record is from the annotation of a GenBank genome assembly. Lineage: Eukaryota; Fungi; Ascomycota; Dothideomycetes; Mycosphaerellales; Mycosphaerellaceae.
AUGCAGCCAUUUCGCCAGCAACUCACGCGGGCUGCCUGCCGCUCCGGCGCCAGCGGCCUCACAAAAUCUCUCGCGCCGGCGACCUACGCAACGAUAAGCCCUUCACAGGCUCCCGGCCAGCCAGAGGGCUACGCGAAGACCGGCCUCAACCUGCGCAUCACAAAGGACACCAAGGUCGUCUUCCAGGGCUUCACGGGCAAGCAAGGAACUUUCCACGCGACGCAGGCCAUCGAAUACGGCACAAACGUCGUUGGAGGCACGAACCCCAAGAAGGCUGGCAUCGAGCACUUAGGCAAGCCUGUCUUUGCGAACGUCUCAGAUGCCGUGAAGCAGACGGGCGCGGACGCUUCGGCGAUCUUUGUGCCUCCUCCGCUUGCUGCGGCCGGUAUCGAGGAAGCUCUGCAGGCUGAGAUCCCGCUCGUGGUCUGCAUUACAGAGGGUAUCCCACAACACGACAUGGUGCGCAUUACAGAUAUGCUUAAGACACAGGACAAGACGAGAUUGGUGGGACCAAACUGCCCCGGCAUUAUUGCUCCGGUGAGUACAAGCUGUGUUUCUACAUUUUCUUACAGCCCCGAGACAUUUUCUUACAGCCUUCUCGGGGCUUUUUUCAUGAUGAGACGAUUUAAUAUUACAAAAUAUGAUAGGAAGAGUCUGACCUGUCAAAUGGCGGGAUUGAUUAUGCUUACAUACUCUGAGCACGCACCUUGUGUAUACUUUAUAUCUGCAAAGCAACCUUAUCUCGACAUUCCGCGGUCGGCUUUUGCUAACAACAUGGUGUUUGACAGGGUCAAUGCAAGAUUGGCAUCAUGCCAGGCUUCAUCCACAAGCGCGGCCGCAUUGGCAUCGUCUCUCGAUCCGGAACACUCACCUACGAGGCUGUCAACCAGACCACUCAAGCUGGCCUCGGCCAAUCCCUCGUCGUCGGUAUCGGUGGUGACCCCUUCUCCGGCACCAACUUCAUCGACUGUCUCCGCGUCUUCCUUGCGGACGGUGACACCGACGGCAUCAUCAUGAUUGGAGAAAUCGGAGGCUCAGCGGAAGAAGAUGCUGCGGAUUUCUUGAAGGAGUACAACACUGGAGGAAAGGACGGCAAGGGCAAGCCAGUUGUCAGCUUCAUUGCUGGUAUUUCUGCACCUCCAGGACGGAGAAUGGGACACGCUGGUGCUAUUGUGUCCGGAGGCAAGGGUGGCGCCGAGAGCAAGAUCUCGGCUCUUGAAGCUGCGGGUGUGGUUGUGGAGAAGAGCCCGGCAAGCUUGGGUAAGACUUUGAGGGAACAAUUCAUCCAGCGGGAUCUUCUAUAG